Messenger RNA from Thlaspi arvense, 990 nucleotides. The record is from the annotation of a GenBank genome assembly. NCBI's taxonomy places the organism in Eukaryota, Viridiplantae, Streptophyta, Magnoliopsida, Brassicales, Brassicaceae.
AUGGAUUGCAUAGCACGUGUACCGAGAUGCUACUAUCCAACUCUCUCCCUUGUUUCUAAAUACUUUCGCUCACUUGUUGCAUCGCCUGAGCUAUAUGCGAGGCGAUCCCUCCUCGGCUGUGCUGAAUAUUGUUUCUACCUAGGGUUUUCUGACAGAUCAUCAUCUUAUAUGAGCUGGUAUACAUUCCGCAGCACGGACAAAUGUUUGGCCCGUAUACAAUCCAUCCCUUGUGUGCCUAUACAUUCAAUAUGCGUUGUUGUCGGCUCGAAUAUAUAUAUGAUCGGUGGAGUUGACAACAGGAAAGCCACACCAGAUGUGUCAGUCAUAAGUUGUGUAUCUCACAAGUGUGAAAUUCUCCCUAGAUUCCGAAGAAAUGUUGCUGGUCGCUUGCCGAUAGGAUUCUUUGACCGAAAAAUAUACCUAAUUGAUUACUAUGAUGAUCAUGAUCCUAGAAUCAUGGUGUUUGACACGGAAUCGCGCACAUGGGGACUUGGUGGAAGGUCAAAAGUGGAGGCAGAAGAUCGUGUGGUUGGUUGUGUGGGGAUGUCCGGUAAGAUUUAUAUGACUACUACUAAGAACGGCUACAUUUGCCACCUAAAUGAAGGAGAAGGAGGUGCAUGGGAGACAGACGAGAUCAUGAAUUCUGAGCAGUGGAUUGAUCCAUGCAUCUUGGAUGACAUGUUAUAUUCUUAUGAUGAAUAUAAGAACAGUUUAUGCGGGUUUGAUCUAAAGUUGAGAUGUUGGAAAAAAGUUAAGGGUUUAAAAGGAUUACCUCAAAACUGUUUUUGUACACGCAUAACAUGUUGCGGUAGCAAAUUAGUUGUUUUCUUUCAGACAGAGUUUGAUUUGUCGUCAGGAAAAACAGAAAUCUGGUGCGCGGAGAUUGCCGUGGAAAAGCAUGCCGGAGAGCUUUUGGGGAAUGUUGAACGGUGUGAUAUGGUGCUUGUGCAUCGUUUUGAUCUUAUCGAAUGUUUAGCUGUUAAAAUCUGA